AUGUCUCCCAUGCUCCUCCUGUACCUGGGAGCGCGUUUCUCAAUGCGUCACGUCGCCAAGGUCCCCCGCCAGUUCCUUUUCCUGGGCCUCCUCCUGGCUCACGAGUUGUCCCUCAUAUGCCUCGCCAGUCGUACGGACCAACUGCUCGUCCACCAUCUGGUCCACCGCCAAAUGCAAGCAGGUUCCGGCCAGAACAGUCUUCAUUUCCACCUGUACCUCUUCAUACACUGCCGGGAAGUUCUCCACUCCCGGCUCCUAAUUUCAAUCCUAGGGUCCGAGGGGGUGGCUUGGGACCAGAAGCGGCCUUUUCCGCACCCCAACCAACAAAAGCGCAACCAAACUUCAAGUUCGCGUCCUGAUCAAUACUUCUACUCCCACCUCGACGACAUCUCUCGACGUGACCAAGAUCAGGUCGUUUAUCGCUACACUAAACAAGAAGGACUCCCCAAGAUCUUCAUGGUUGAUCAGAUGUGGCUGUGGGUCAUUAAUGGAGGUAUGAGUACUGUUGAUAUGAAUCUGCUUCUCGUCGCUUUCGCUAAUAGACUCGAGCUAGACACUCUGAUCACUUGUCUUCCUGCUAGGUGGCGUACUGAAACCGUCAAGCCGUCGUUGGUGACAACGGUAUUACCUAAAGAUGACCUACUACAAGGCCCAUCAAUCGAGCCACCAGGACCAACAGAUGAUCCUCCUGAGCCUUUCUUCAUGACCCCAGCCGUUGAGGAUUUGAAUCAAGAUCCCGACAUACCGGAUCUCAUUGACGAGAUCAUCGUCGUCGAACCGACUGAUGUGAAAGACUUGCACAUGCACACUAGGCCUCACAGUCAAGAGGGCUUUGCUGCAGAUCCUAUGGAUGUCCAGCAUAGAGUCAUGCGUCAUCUCAAAGAAACAGCGAGAGAGCCCAUCACAUCCAUUUAUGACUUGGCUGGUCUGAUUGCUACCUGCUGUGUUUCUGUGUUUGACGAGAAUCAGAUCCCCGAGGAGAUGCAAUUUUUCGACUUUUUCGAGCGCUCGAUAGGCAGUAUUAUUGAGGGCGCGACUCAGAGCCUCUACGAUUUCAAGAAAGAAUUGAGUUCCGACCCCUACCACCUCGACGAGCCAACGGAUGAUGACCUCAACAUCGCAAAAGAGAUUGACUAUCUUGUUGAGAUAGAAGACAUACAGGAUGAGUUGCGGAUUCUGAAACUAGUGCUGAAAGACCAAAAGAUGGCUUCAGAACAGCUGGACUCCGUCCUUUUGCAGGGGAAAAGGAAGCUUAGCCUUUCUCACCACGAGAGCGAGGAGAUCCAUUCCAUGAUCGACCUGAGCUGCCUCAAACAUCACUCCGACCGGAUAGUCGAGAUGGAGAAACUAGCCAGGACUGCACAUGAUUCGCUUAAGCACCUCAUCGACCUCAAACAGAAACAAGCCAAUUUCUCUGAGGCUAUUUCUUCGCGCAAAUUAGCAAGAGAGACGGCCAAGAACACGGAAUUGCAGAUUCAGCAGACCGAAGAGAUGAAUAAACAAGCAUUAGAGACUGCUAGACAGGGGAAGGUCCUUAUGGUCUUCACGGUCGUCACAAUCAUUUUUCUACCCUUGUCGUUCAUGGCGACUUUCUUCGCCAUCAAUAUCGAUGCCUUCCCCGUCAAUGAGGCUGGCAAGCUUGAACUCGGUUACAUUCUCAAGUACAUGUUAAGCAUUAGCCUCGCCUUGGCCAUUCCAUUUGUGCUGGUCGUGUUCAGGAUCGAUUACGUGAAGCAGAUGGGCAAAUAUGUCCGUGAGGGUGUCCUCAAGGCUGUGAACUCCCCACGUCUUAUCCCAGCUAUUUGUUACAGCACUCUAGGUUUGAUUUUUGUUGUGGUCCCGUCCAUCACAUGGACCUCGAAGCUGGCCACAACGGCAAAGGUCGCAGUCACGAUUUGCCUUGCGCUGGCCGUGGUGCUCGUCGCUGUAGGUGUGGGUCUGAAGAGGUUGGUAAACCUGGCGCGGAGUACGGCAGAUCGUUCGACGGUGACUAGUGGUUCGGAGUACUUUACUGAGACGAGCAGGCGUUGA
Cryphonectria parasitica EP155 is the source of this 2031-nucleotide messenger RNA. RefSeq lists its product as uncharacterized. The record is from RefSeq and is a predicted model, not a curated record. The coding region runs from base 1 to 2031 and encodes 676 amino acids. Gene Ontology annotation, cellular component: membrane. Gene Ontology annotation, biological process: transmembrane transport; metal ion transport. The transcript is spliced from 6 exons. NCBI's taxonomy places the organism in Eukaryota, Fungi, Ascomycota, Sordariomycetes, Diaporthales, Cryphonectriaceae. Gene Ontology annotation, molecular function: metal ion transmembrane transporter activity.